AUGAACCGGUGGCGCUUGCCCGGCGGGCUUCUUGCUGGGCGUCGUGGCGAGGCGUCUGGCCGCUGCAAAGCCGCGGCGUGUUGUGCGACGCGAGCGCCGCCGCUGCUGACUGCUGCUUUUUUUUUGCUGACGUUGGCGUCGAUUGUCGCGUGCACGGCGGGAGCGUACCACGUUUUGGCGGUGGACCUCGGCGUGGAGUGGGCGAAGGCGGCCACGCUCGGCGGCGGCAGCGGGGCCUCGUCGAACCCAGCCGUUGUCCUCAAUGACCAGGCAAACCGAAAGAGCCCGCAGUGUAUCGCCUUCCGCUUUCUGCCGUACGACACGGACGAUGUGCUGCAGAAGGUGGAGCGUAUUUUUUCGGAGCAGGCGCUCGCACUUGAGCCCCGCUUCCCUGAGCACGUCGUGUGCGGCCCCUCGUUGCUUGCGGGGCGCGGGGUGUGGCGAGGCUUCGUUGCUGGAAGCGACACCGGAGCCGCGGCGCAGGCGGCGCUGGCACCGGAGGACGCGGCGUCUCUGACCUACGCCGUGGUCCCCCACGCCUCCCGCGACAAGCUGGCGGUCCGCAUCGCAGGAGGAAGGGACAAGCAGAGUGUGUUGGAGUUUUCUGCGGAGGAGCUUGUCGGCAUGUUCCUUACCUAUCUGAGGCGGAUAGCGGAGCGUGGCCUGGACGGGGAGCCGCUGCGGCACCUCGUCGUGGCUGUUUCUACCCACGCCUCUCUGGCGCAGCGGCAGGCUGUUGUGGACGCGGCUGCUGUGGCGGGCCUGCGAACGGUGCGGCUUGUGCACGGCACCACCGCGGCGGCCGUGCAGCUGGCGUACCUCAACGCCGAUCAGUUUUUUGCUGCGGCGCGAGAAAAUGCCUCAAAGUACGUCAUGGUGUACGACAUGGGCAGUCGAGGAACGGAGGUGGCGGUGUACGCGUUUGCGCAGUCGCUGCAGCAGCCGGGGACGAUCACGCUGCUGGCGGCGGUGGUGCACGACACGCUGGGUGGCCGUGCCUUCGACAAAUGCAUCGCCCGCUACAUUGAGCGAGAGCUCUUCCCCAAUGCAAGGCCGAAGGCGAUCGAGCCCGUGCUUGCCGCCUCUGCCCCGGCCGCGCGAAAGGCGGCUGCGAGUUUGCUGCGGGCGGUGAAAAGCGCGCGGGAGCGGCUCUCCGUGAAUCAAGAGGCCCCUGUCGUUGUGCAGGGCGUGCAGGAGGGCGGCGGCGACUUUACCGCCACCAUCUCGCGCGCGAGGUUUGCGCAGGAGUGCGCCCACCUCUUUGACGAGGCGGCGCGCCUGCGGGACGCGGCGAUUGCGCAGACGAGGGGCGUCGUGCCGUCGCUGCGGGACUUGGCACGCUUCGAGGUGAUUGGCGGGGCCACGCGGAUGCCGAAGCUGCUGGAGCGCCUCAGCGACGGCUACGGCAGGGCGGUGGACCGGACACUCAACAGCGACGAGGCGACGGUGGUGGGCGCCGCGUACGUGGGCGCCGCCCGGGCGGGCAUCCCCGUCCGCGGCUUCCGCGUGGUGGAGCCGCUGAUGAACGAUGUGUACUUCUCGCUCACGCCUCCGCUGCAGGGCGGCGGCGGCGCAGGCACCCGGCACCUCGUUUUCGCCAAGGCCCGCACACUCGUGCCGGCGGUGCAAUCGCUGCGUUUUAAAAACCGCACCGCCGACUUCACCCUCACGUUGGAGGACGACGGCGGCCGCUUUGCACGGGCGACGUCGAUCCACGGCGUCGGCGAGAGCAUUUCCGCGGCGAGAGGCAGGCGGGGCGGCAUGUCGCUGGAGCACACGGAGGUUGUGGUGGAGGUCACGGUGGCGGAGAGCGGCAUCCCGUUUGUGUCCAACGCGUACCUGCGCGCCACAUAUGUGAAGCGGACGGCCGCAGCAAGAAAGGGCCAGACGGGGUCGGCAAACACGACGCGGAAUGAGUUUUUCGCCGCAUCCGCUGCGGAGGAGAACGCGACGGAUACGGAGGCCUCUGAGGAGGCGCAGAAGCACCCAACCCCGCAGCGGCCCGGUGAGCAGGCCGAAGAAGCAGGAGCGGGACCAACACUGCCGCCGCCACCGCCACAGCCGCCGCAGAAGCAGCAGCAGCCUGCCGGGGGAGCGGGAGCGAAGUGGGAGGAGGCGCCUGAGGCCGCGGUGGAAGCAGAGGCGGAGGAAGAAGUCGAAGAGGAGGAAGAGGCGGAGGUGGCACAAAGCAACCCCGAGGAGGGGCAGGCAGGGGAGCGGGGGGACAACGGCACCGGUGAGGGCGCCGUGCCGGGCGUGGGAAGUGUGUCCACGGCGAAGAGGGAGGAGGAGGUGAUGGUGGUGAAGCGUGUGGUGCGCGGGGUCCCUCUGCGUUUUGCCCCGGCGCCCUUCUCGGCUGGAGUCAAUUUAAAUAAAACGGAGACGAUGGCCGCACGAGACCGCCUUCGCGCCUUUCAACGGAUUGACGAUGAGCGGCUGAUGCGGAGCGCCAUCCGCAACGACCUCGAGGCCCUGAUUCUGCACUACAAAUCCCUUGACGCCUGGGACAAGGCGACGGUGGGGAGUGCGGGCGAGGGGAACUGGCGGGAGGUAGUCGCGGAUGUGGCACGGUGGCUUGACGACGCCAGCGACAACGUGGCGCUCGCGGAGCUGCAGCGGCAGCAGCGGCGGAUGAAGGAGCUGAAAACUGGGGAUGCUGCGACUGGCUAA
Molecule: messenger RNA, 2670 nt
Organism: Trypanosoma conorhini
Lineage: Eukaryota; Euglenozoa; Kinetoplastea; Trypanosomatida; Trypanosomatidae
Product: putative heat shock protein 70 (hsp70)
Exons: 1
Coding region: 1-2670 (889 amino acids)
Biological process (GO): endoplasmic reticulum unfolded protein response; cellular response to hypoxia; negative regulation of hypoxia-induced intrinsic apoptotic signaling pathway
Cellular component (GO): endoplasmic reticulum chaperone complex
Molecular function (GO): ATP binding; ATP-dependent protein folding chaperone
Source: RefSeq, a predicted model, not a curated record